AUGGAAGUUGAUGAUAAGACUAACUCUAACGAUUCUAUGAUACUUUGUGAUUGUCCUAGGAGCGAUACGAGAAAUGGUGAUGUAGCUGAAACUAAACUUAAUGGUGCCUGUGAAAAAGAUACUAUAAAUGAUCAUCAUUUUAAUUUAUCUACUGAAUUCAUCGAUCCCAAUAAUAUCUUUUUACUGGAUGAUAAAAGAGUUGAUGAAAUUGUGGAACAGGCGGUUAGUUUAAGAGACCGAAUCGAAAAUUGCGUUCGACAGCAUUAUUUAAGGAAAUUAAAUGAAAUAAUUGGUGUAUACGAUGAAGAAGAGAAUAGUGAUGUUAAUGGUGCUACUGAUAAAGAAUUAAAUGACGUCGAUACUCAAGACCAGCGCGAUAUAUCUAUAGAACCAAUUAAGCGAACUGAAACUAUUAGUCGCAUUUUUACCAAUGAUAUGAUGGAAGAAAUACUGCAAUUAGAAAGUGAUUUACAAGGAUACAUUGAACGAUCUAAAAGUUUUUCACGUAGUCCGCGUAGCCCACGUAAAGCUAGAAGAUUGUCAAAUAGUAAUCAACCAUCAUCGCCGUUGUUCGCAAAUGGUAUAUUACAAGAACAAGAUUUAGAAAAUGGCGAUAAUGAAUAG
Molecule: messenger RNA, 624 nt
Organism: Trichoplax adhaerens
Lineage: Eukaryota; Metazoa; Placozoa; Uniplacotomia; Trichoplacea; Trichoplacidae
Exons: 1
Coding region: 1-624 (207 amino acids)
Source: RefSeq, a predicted model, not a curated record